UUGUCGACGUAAAGUAGCGGAAGUGUCACGGAGCCUGCAGGAGGAGAGACGUGAUCUUACGUUACUUUGCGAUAAUAUAACGAUGGAGGUGGAUCAGCUGCUGUCUCUGUCAGGUUCAGCCUUGGCUCAGGCUAUCAGUUCUCUCCUGGAGACUCCAGGGCUUUAUGUUUUCUCGGAUAUACUGGAGCUGCCAAACGUUCGAGAGCUGGAGACAGGUCCUCAUGCUCCUGUCUAUCAACUCCUCAAUCUCUUCGCUUACGGAACCUACUCUGACUACAAAGAGAGGGCGUCCUCGCUCCCAGAGUUAACACCUUCCCAGAAGAACAAGCUCCGUCACCUGUCAAUCAUCAGUCUGGCCUCCAAUCUAAAGUGCCUGCCCUACUCGCUGCUGCUCCAGCAAUUGGAGCUGAAGAAUGUGCGUGAGCUGGAGGACUUGCUCAUCGAGGCCGUCUACUGCGACAUCAUCCACGGCAAACUGGACCAGCGCAACCAGCAGGUGGAGGUGGACUUCAGCGUGGGCCGUGACCUCGGUCCUAACGAGCUGCCAAACAUCGCCAACACGCUACAGGAGUGGUGUGCAGGAUGUGAGGCGGUGUUGUGUGGCAUUGAAGAGCAAGUCUCCAGAGCUAACCAGUACAGAGAGAGCCAACUCAAAGUUAAAGUGCAAGUGGAGACCGAGGUGUCAAAUCUACAGAAAACCCUGAAGGCCAGCUCUGCGUCACCAUCUUCUGGCCCCGCCACCGGUGGAGCAGCGUCCAAUCAAGAUGCAGAUCAACCAGCUGAGCCACGAGACCCUGCCUCUUCUCAGGAAUCCCGGCAACCGGGGAAAAAGAGUUCAAAGGUCAAAGGGCUUCGCGGGAGCGGGAAGAUCUGGUCCAAGUCGAACUGAGCCCAAAGGCACGUAAAGAUCAGCUACGCCGAGGUGCAGAUCGCCGAUUUGCUGAGAAGCUCCAAGACGAACAGAGACGCUUUGACACUUGGCAUCAACGCUGACAGAAGAACUAGUGAGCAGACAGCAGCUUCUUCACAACACUGCUGUCCAGACAUCAUGUAACCACAGACUUUACAGAUACGAGACUCGGAUUAAAGAGACUGUGUGUGUGUGUGCGAGCGAGAGAGAGAACAGACUGUGCAUAGAUGUAUGCUUGUAAAUGUUUUAAAUCAAUAUUUUUUUUUCUUUCCCUCAGUGUUUUUUGAGUUGCAUUGUUCCAUAAUCAGGAUGGAUGAAGAUGAUAAAAGAAUAAACAUUUUCCCUCCGUCA
This is a messenger RNA of Neoarius graeffei (lesser salmon catfish), 1261 nucleotides long. It is a transcript of the gene cops7a, whose product is annotated as COP9 constitutive photomorphogenic homolog subunit 7A. Gene Ontology annotation, cellular component: COP9 signalosome. The transcript has 8 exons. Lineage: Eukaryota; Metazoa; Chordata; Actinopteri; Siluriformes; Ariidae. Gene Ontology annotation, biological process: COP9 signalosome assembly. The record is from RefSeq and is a predicted model, not a curated record. The coding region runs from base 83 to 889 and encodes 268 amino acids.